UCGCGCCUCUGGGCUGGCGGCUGGUGAAGCUCAGUGUGAGCCAGGCGGAGGCGGGAGCCGGAGACUUCUCAGGAGCCGCGCGGUGGCAGUUGCGGCGGCAGAGCGCGGGAGCCCGGAGCCGGAGCCGGAGCCGGCCGGGAAGGCAGCUAAUAAUUGGAGAAUUUCUUCAGACUGAGAAUCCAGAACAGUCAUUAAAUAGGGAAUUUCUUUAAAACACCUAGACAUUCCACCCAGAGAUCUCAAAGUACUUUAUACAUACGUGGAUUGAGCCUGGCAACACUCUUAUGAGAGAGAACAGUAGUUUCCUAUUUUCUGUUCCUGUUAUCUCUGAUCUACAAUGAGUGCCAAAUCUACUAUCGGUAAAGAAAUUUUUGCCCCACAUGAUGAAAGGAUGUUGGGAGCUGUCCAAGUGAAAAGAAGAACAAAGAAAAAGAUUCCUUUUCUAGCGACUGGGGGUCAGGGUGAAUAUUUAACCUACAUCUGCCUGUCAGUGACUAACAAGAAACCAACUCAGGCAUCUAUUACAAAAGUCAAACAGUUUGAAGGUUCCACAUCCUUUGUAAGGAGAUCCCAAUGGAUGCUUGAGCAGCUUUGUCAAGUCAACGGUAUAGACCCAAAUAGGGAUUCCCCAGAGUUUGAUUUACUAUUUGAAAAUGCUUUUGACCAAUGGGUAGCAAGCACAGCUUCUGAAAAGUGCACAUUCUUUCAGAUUCUUCAUCACACUUGUCAGCGGUACCUUACAGACAAGAAGCCAGAAUUUAUCAACUGCCAAUCGAAAAUACUGGGAGGAAACAGCAUACUCCAUUCAGCAGCAGAUAGUGUGACCAGUGCAGUACAGAAGGCAAGUCAGGCUUUGAAUGAGCGUGGUGAAAGGUUAGGUCGAGCAGAGGAAAAGACAGAGGAGCUGAGAAACACUGCUCAGCAGUUUGCAGAAACUGCACACAAGCUUGCUAUGAAGCACAAGUGUUGAGAAACUGCCUAUCAUAGAGAUCUUUCCAAGAGAAACUGAAAAGCUAAGUUCAGCAACUUUUACAGGAGAUCCAGACUUCCACCUGCUUUAUCCUUCCAACUUGGUGAAGAACAGUUAUUUCAGUUACCAUGCAGGAAAUGGUUAAUUCCUAUGGUUUUAUGGUUAUCUCACUAAGCAAUGCUGCUGUACCUCCAAAGUUUGUUUUUUUUUUGUUUUGUUUUGUUACUUAAGCUGUAGUUGGUAUUUUUAGAAACAUGGAAAUUGGACCAAAUGACAAGCUGGACAGGUUUAAGCUGACAACUUUUUAUCACACAAGAAGAAGUAUUACAUUGGCUACGAGUGGUUUUACUGUAUGGAAAUAAAAUCUAAGUAAUGUUUAUGUGAGCUUUUUCAUUUCCUGUAGAGCUAACAGAAUUUGCAAGGUGGAAUUAUAUUUUAGACCGUAGUAUUCUAGUUGGAAAACAGACUGGUUUGCCAUGGGAAACAACAGGCCUUAUGAUUUCCUCCACUCAGAGUAGGAGUUUUUGCAUGUGCCAUCACCAGCCUUCAGAAGUGCAGAUCUCUGCUACAAGAUGUGAUCCUGCUAUCCAUGCUGCAUUUCAAGUAUUUCUUGUCUUAAUUUUCAGAUUGAUUACUUGGAUUGUAUAAGGAAACCUAACGAAUGUACAUUUAAGAUUUUCUGAUCUAAGAAAAAUCUGAUUUUUAAAUCUGCAUGCGUGCACACACACGCGUGUGCACACAUGUGCGCUUUCUCUCUCUGUCAUUGUGCCACUGGAAUUUAGCAGUCCUGUGCUAAAAUAAAUUGAUGGUUUCUUUUUUAUCUAUUUUUUCUUGGUAAAAGCCUACAUAAAUGAAAUGGUGCAAACAUUUUCCAAGCUGCUAGGUUUUCAGACACUUUAGGUGGAAAAUUAAAUUAGGGGGAAAAUACUGUCAGCCUAGAGAAGUAAUGUAUUUACAACCAAUUGCAUUCAAAUCUCACAAUCACAUAUAUAGAGCAUUGUAUUUUUUACAACAUUUUUUAAUUUCAUAAUGGAAAUUGCUUAGGGUUUAGCACCAUAACAUCACGUCAGAGAUGGACAGUCUUCAGAACUGCUAAGCCCCAGGCUGCCGGCUGGAAAAGAAUUUGAUCAGCCUUAAGUUGCAAGCAAGAACAGGGUCAUUAAAGACAUGAGGCCCCAAGCACUUACUAGAGCCUCUUAUGGUUAAUGCUUGCCCUGAAAGAGUCUGUAGCUUCCCAGUGCAAUGCUGUAAGAAAGAAGGCUGUAACUGUAAAUUAGCAAGGAAAAGGCAGUUUCUUUUAAGAAAUUAGAUUUCUGCUGAGAUGUUGAGAAUUAAAACAAACAAACAAAAAUACAACAUUGUAAUCUAGUCCAGGUGUAUUGUAAAGUUCUGACUGCCACGCAGAUUUGUCUUCAUCUUUUCCAAGCUUUCUAGUGGGGUUUUUCUUUCUGGUUUGUUUUUGUUUUGCUUUUUCACUAUAUCCUCAAGGAAUCUGCUACAGAUUCUGGGUAGUCAGUCUGGAAAGAGAAUACUAUAUUAGUGAAAAUUCAAUAGUGAAGAACUGCAACCACAAAAGUGGUUCUGCUGAUGUAAAAGAUACAGUAGGAUUUGAAUUGCUGCCAUCUAACGUGUACUCAAAGGUUAUAAAUAAUGUAGAAGGAAUGGAUAAAACCCUAAUCAGAUAAAUGUGGAGAGAAUUAGUUAUGCAGGUUCAGAUAACAGUGCAUAAAGUUUGAGGGGACUCUGUAUUCAAACAUUAGUUAGAUCAGCUCCCAGGAACACUGCUAAAUUCCAAAUCCUUUUUCAUGGGUUGAGCUGUUAGUCAUUUCUCUUCUCUUUUAUAUGUGACAUUAGUGCUGUUUUUCAGAAGUAUGCACCUAUAGCUUUGGAUUUAAUUUUAAUAGCCUAUUACUCAUCACAACUUGAGACUUCUUUUUUUCCAAACAUCAGAAAACUGUGCUAUGAUAAUUUCAAACAUCUCAGUGUCUUGAACAACAGAAGAGAGCUUUUCUUGUGUUCUAUUUCAUUCCUCCUAUUCAGUAUGCUAGUAGAUAUUGUGGCUUUUAGAAAGGUCUGAAGGAAGUAUACUAACAUUCGAUCCUGAAGGUGAACUUUAUAGCAUUACAAUUUCCUCCUGGAACUUAGCUGUGAUAUUCAACACUAGUAUUAUUAGAUACUCAUGUACAGUAAUUCAGGUUUAUGUUUCAUAUUAAAGAAUGUAUUUGUAAAUUGUAAUCAAUAGUUUCCUUAUUAUAAUACAUUUUUAAAGUUCUGCAAAGAAUAAAGAUAAUGUAUUGUUAGACUUGAGACUAUUGUACUGCAAAAUUUGUAUUAAAAGGCUACUCUUGUGUGUAGCAGAAGUUGUUAAUUCUUGUGAAAAUAUUAACAAAAUGUGCUCUCUAAACGAAUGAUCUUAAAGGUAGGUUUGCUAUAAUAUGCCAAACUUGUAAUACUUGCUGGUAUCUAUUGUAACUAAUUCCUCAGAAGUCCUCAAAGAUGUAGAAAUAAUUUUGUGCCAUUCUGAAAGAAGUGGGACCUGCUCUAUUGAUUGAUUACCGCAACCCCAAAUGAUGUCAUUAAACAUUUUACCUGUGGCAAAAAA
Molecule: messenger RNA, 3572 nt
Organism: Alligator mississippiensis (American alligator)
Lineage: Eukaryota; Metazoa; Chordata; Crocodylia; Alligatoridae
Gene: STXBP6
Product: syntaxin binding protein 6
Exons: 7
Coding region: 338-970 (210 amino acids)
Biological process (GO): Golgi to plasma membrane transport; exocytosis; regulation of SNARE complex assembly
Cellular component (GO): plasma membrane; exocyst
Molecular function (GO): phosphatidylinositol-4,5-bisphosphate binding
Source: RefSeq, a predicted model, not a curated record